AUGGGCAGUCUUGGUCCUAUUGAAAAUGCCAGUGAAAGUAAAGAUCCGAAUAGAAAUGAUAUGGAUAAAAACAUUCAGGGUUGGGGUGGUCAUGACAAUUACAGUAAUGUUGAUCUUUUUUUUGGCGUCAAGGACAUUCGGAAUUUUUUCUCUGAUGAUACUUUUUUAGUGAAAGAUAGUAAUGGGGACAGUUAUUCUAUAUAUUUUGAUAUUGAAAAUCAUAUUUUUGAGAUUGCCAAUGAUCAUCCUUUUUGUAGUGAACUAGAAAGUUCCUUUUAUCGGAAUUCUAGUGAUCUGAAUAAUGGAUCUAAGAGUAAGAAUCCCGACCACGAUCGUUACAUGGAUGAUACUCAGUAUACUUGGAAUAAUCACAUUAAUAGUUGCAUUGACAGUUAUCUUCAGUCCCAAAUCUGUAUUGAGAAUUACAUUGUAAGUGAUGAAAGCGGGGAAGUUGGAGUAAGCGAACGAAGAACUCGUGAAGGAAACCAGGGAAUUGAAGGUCGAUUUAUGCAUCCACAUCUACUAUCGAGGAGAAAUCAACUCGGUGCGACAUUUGUCAAGGUCUCCAUUGUUUGA
Messenger RNA from Lactuca virosa, 576 nucleotides. Lineage: Eukaryota; Viridiplantae; Streptophyta; Magnoliopsida; Asterales; Asteraceae. The record is from the annotation of a GenBank genome assembly.